AAGAAGCCAUUAGCGGCGAACUCUACCGAGCUCCCACUUCACUGGAUUUCGCUCCUUUCCCACCAUUGGGACCAUGACACACGCCUCGACACACACCUCCAACACCUCCACCUAAUCACCCACCGCUAACCCGACAAAAGGUCUCUACACUCACUAACCGCCCUCAUGGCUGCUGACGGAGUUGACAAGGACGACAAAGACAUCCUCGCGGACCUCGACCGAGAGGCGGGCGAGUACCUCAAGGAUGCCGAGAUAGCGCGGAUCCUGUCGGCGUUCAAGCUCGACGCGUAUGCGAUUCUCGACCUGCAGCCUGGCGUAGCCGAGAGCGACAUCAAGAACUGUUUCCGGAGGAAGUCGUUGCUCAUCCACCCGGACAAGACCAAGAACCCAUUGGCGCCCGAUGCGUUUGACCGGCUGAAGAAGGCGCAGGCCGAGCUCAUGGAUGAGAAGAAGCGCGAGCGGCUCGACGAGGCGAUCGCAGAUGCGCGCAUGCUGCUGAUCCGCGAGCGAAAGUGGACGGUUGAUACGCCAGAGCUCAAGUCGCCCGAGUUUGCGAAGGACUGGAGGGAGAAGAGUAAAGAGGUCUUGAUCGAUAAUGAGCUGCGCAGGAGGAAGCAGAUGAAGGCGCAGUUGGCCGAGGAGGGACGGGAGCAGAGGAAAGCGGAGAUGGAGAUCGAGGAAAGGAAGAGGAAGCGUGAGAAUGAGCAGGCAUGGGAGAAUACGAGGGACAAUCGCAUCAAUAGCUGGAGGGACUUUCAGAAGGGCGGUCUGAAGAAGAAGAAGCAGAAGACUAAGCCCAUUGGUUGAGGAUGGUUCUGGCUGGGGCGUUGGGUAUGAUACGAUAUGACUUUAUAUCUUUUUUCGUCUUCUUUUCUUGAUCAUGCUCGUUUGUGGAUAGGCCAAUUAAUGUGGAGGCGGUG
Molecule: messenger RNA, 920 nt
Organism: Tricharina praecox
Lineage: Eukaryota; Fungi; Ascomycota; Pezizomycetes; Pezizales; Pyronemataceae
Exons: 2
Coding region: 166-807 (213 amino acids)
Source: RefSeq, a predicted model, not a curated record